This is a messenger RNA of Ochlerotatus camptorhynchus, 3428 nucleotides long. It is a transcript of the gene Capr, whose product is annotated as Caprin. NCBI's taxonomy places the organism in Eukaryota, Metazoa, Arthropoda, Insecta, Diptera, Culicidae. Bases 154 to 3144 code for a protein of 996 amino acids. The record is from RefSeq and is a predicted model, not a curated record. The transcript has 4 exons. Gene Ontology annotation, molecular function: RNA binding. Gene Ontology annotation, cellular component: cytoplasm.
UAUUUCCCGACAGGUUCUCUUUGUCUUAAUUACGGAGUGGUUUUAAAAUUUGGUUGCUCUACAUAAUUCUUAAAUUUGGUGUUAAAAAUAUUCUCAAAUUUGCCGAACGGUUGAUCCAGACGACUACAGUGAGGUCAUUGCGACAUAAUUAAAAUGCCCAGUCUGAAAAUGAUAGAAAACAGCAAGACCAGCACCCCGGAGUCCUUCGGAAAUGCUGUGGAAAGUGGUGGUAAUGAUGAAUGCAAUUCUUCGAAGGAAGCCAAUCACUCGCAAAUCGUUGCUAAUUCCUCGGGCAGCAAUAACGGGAAUGCCAAAGAACAGCCGGCUAAUCCGUUGCAACAAAUUAUACUGAUUAUCGAGCAUAAAAUUCGCAAUUUGGAGAAACGUAAGAAUAAACUGGAAUCCUACAAGUCAAUCGAGAAAUCCGGCAAGAAGCUGACGGGUGACCAGAAAAUUGCUGUGUCAAAGUAUGACGAAUGCUUAACAUCCCUGGAAUUGACGAGAGAGCUGUGCAAGCAGUUCCAAUCGAUUGUAGCGGCAGCAAAUAAGGAGGCGAAGAAGGAAGCAAAGCGAAGCGUGUUCGUUAGAGCGCAGCAGGAAAAUGCGAAAAUCCGUGAAGUGCUGAUCAUCCAGGACGUCUUGAAGCGUUUUACCGAGGCUAACGUUCGCGAAGAUUUCCGCCAGGGGACUAACGGAGCCUGCAAGAUUGCCGAUAGUGACCUGAUGCUGCUGGAGCAACUGUAUGAGGAAACAUUGGCCAAACGUCCGAAAACCUCUGCCGAACCUACGUUUGUUACUGCGGUCAAACAAGCGGCCGAUCAUUUGUCCGCCAUAGUCGAUGGUCGUAACAAACCCUUCGCCGAUGUUACUUACGUACACAUCAAGAAUGUCCUUGCUGAGAUUCAAAACUGCGGAUACUUUGAUAAGGACAUUAUUACCGUAGAGGAAGAGGAAACUGAUAAUGCUGAAGAUAAGGACACCCCGACUGAAGCUGACGAAACUGGCCAGUCUGACGAACCCCAAGAAGAGGAAAGUUUGCUGCUAGCUGAGCAAAACAGCCAACCGAAGGUGAACAUGGAUCCAUCAAUUGCCCCCGUGUUGUCGGGUAAUGAGGCACCCAGUAUGAAAGUAUUUGCCGAAGCUCCUGCUGCCACAGCAGUUCCGACUCCAUCAUUUCCUACUCAACCUAGCAUGGUACGUCAAAUUGCACCAAAUCCACCUUCAUCUUCGGUUCCGGAUGUUGGAACUGCUCCCACUUUAGUAGCGCCACCGGUUCAUAUGCCAACCCAAAUCAUCAAUGCAAAUAAUGGGCUUUCUCCAGCAAGCACGCCGAAUGUCCAUUCAGCUGCUGCUAUCAUUGUUCCUACUGGACCAGUAACUGUUCCUAUGAUGCAACCCACAGCCACACCAAUGCCGCCUGUUCCCGGACAACAGCUCAAUGCAACUACUGUUCAAGCUGUAGAGAAUGCGUACUUUAAGCAACACUAUAUUCAACAGCAGCAAAUGCGUCCCAUCCAUGAAGUGAUCGGUACUGGGAACUUUUUCUUCUUGCAAGAAUCAGAGAUCGACAAGCCGGAUGUAAUUUCCACGUCGGUUCCAUUUGGAAAUCCGUUGACCUCUACCAAUGUUACUGCUCAACAAACGCAUCCGCAACAAGUCCUUAUCGGACAGGCAACCAAUUCUUCCAACCAACUACCUGUAGACCAGCAGGGUGUGCCGGCUCAACAAGCGACAAUGAUUGUCCCUCAGCAGCAGAAUGUGAUGAUGGGCGCGCAGCAUCCUCCUACCUUCAAUAAUCAACCCUUCCAGAACCUGACAUCACCUGCUGCGAAAUCAUUCAAUCACUCGAUGCAGCCUCAAGCAAUGGAAACGAGACAAAUAAGUCAACCGAUGAAUGCCGUCCCACAUUCGCGAUCACCGGUUGUGUCAAAAUCUACUGACCAUGGUCAUAUUCCAGGCUUUACGACAAAACAUACGACAGUUGUGGCCACUCAGUCCGUUGCACCUAAGGAACAAAGCCCCAUUGUGGUGCAACCAGCAAUUCCAGACGAAUCACAAAACAACGCACAAAGGCAGUCCGUGCAGAAAGCUCAAAUGCCACAGCAAAAACCGAUGGUUGCCCAACAAGGCAGUGCCUUGAAUCAACCAUUCAAUGCUAAUCUACAACAGUACCCUUCGUUAGUUCAAAACAUACAUGAAUCCCCAAAUCAAGCAGUGUCUAGUAACUUAACGCAAAAUCUUCCCGGCCUAAUGGUAGACGGCGGCACGGACAAACUGAAGGCCUCUCUAAACCUGUCCGACAAGUUUCCGCUCAAUCAACCGCAUUUAAACCAACAGCAUACCAAGCUGCGCCACGAUGAAUGGAAUAGAGGAUCUGAUUUUCCACCCAACACGUCCAAGUCUGAAGACCAGUGGUCUAAUAACGCGAUGGCCAGGACCAGUGCAGCCGAUAGUGGCUCGAAUAACAAAGGACAGUACACCUUGUCCAACCAAGCAAAACCGCAACCAGUGUCUAUCGCCAACGAAAACAGUGUUCCCAAUGCCACCGGUCCCGUGGUAAAUGAAACGAGCAAACGGCAUGAACAAAAUGAUAAUAUGACAUCCAACUAUGUUCAGGAGUUGCAAGGCACCCAUGGAGGCUCACACCAAGCACAGCCCACGUACGGACAUCGUAACUCUCGUAGUGCCUCAAAUUCGCAGUAUCAACAGAAUAACGGAACGAAUGCACGUUUUGAUAACGGAAUAAACAAUUCUUCGUCAACGUUCUUCAAAAACAACGAAAGAUUUUACCAGCAAAAUCAAACCAGUAACUACGGCACCAACAAGUCGGACUCGUCUUAUCACCAGCGUAGCUCAAUGUUCAAAAACCGGAACGACAACAACGGUAAUCCUCCAUCUCGUGGUGCGGGGUACAGUUCCUCAGUUCCAUCCGGUGGCACAGCACCUCCGAGCAACAAUGGCAACAACAGUGGAAACUUUGGUAGCGGUAUAGAUUACCGAUCGAAUGCUCGCCCAGUGAACAGUACAAGAAAUACGGGCCCACCUUCAUCGCGGCCACAUCAACGUAACCAUUCCGGAAACAGCUAUGGAGGUCCUCGUGGAGGAUCGAACACUAGAGCGCCACAGUCUUCUAUCAAUGCAUGAACGCUCUGAAAAUGCGGACUAGCAAACAUGUUAAGAUUGAAACGCAUUGGAAACUAAUGAUCUACGCGUAUGUAUUUGCUGUAUUUGUAGUGACAAGAUAUUUUCUAAGCAAAUAGAAAUACUUCAUAAUAAUUUUAACACAAAUAUUCAAAUUAAGUCGAAUACAUCUUAUACAUCAUGCUAAUUAUUCAAAUAAGUCUACCUUGCUUUCCAUUGAACUCUGUAUUAUGUAAGCAACGUAUAGCAGAUAAUAAUAAACACUUUGAGUGUAAUCAGCAAUUUCA